This is a messenger RNA of Papaver somniferum (opium poppy), 2416 nucleotides long. RefSeq names its product L-type lectin-domain containing receptor kinase IV.1-like. The record is from RefSeq and is a predicted model, not a curated record. Bases 138 to 2258 code for a protein of 706 amino acids. Gene Ontology annotation, molecular function: protein kinase activity; ATP binding; carbohydrate binding. The transcript has a single exon. Gene Ontology annotation, cellular component: plasma membrane. Lineage: Eukaryota; Viridiplantae; Streptophyta; Magnoliopsida; Ranunculales; Papaveraceae. Gene Ontology annotation, biological process: protein phosphorylation.
AUGGAUGACUUUUUUUUGUGCAUUUAGUGAUCAGAAUCCCAGAGGAGAAAAGCCUUUAGCUACUUCAUUUUCAUCUACUGUUAAGUGUUAAGCAUCUUGCAGUUAAGCAACUUUCCGUUCAUUAAUUUUCGGUAGCCAUGCGUACGGUUGCGAAAGGCGAGUUCACAAAGAUGUGGACCUUGUUCUUCAACCUUGUUAGCAUUUUGUUUCUUCUAUUUGUCGAGUGCAAAGCAGAUUUUGUCUAUAAUGGCUUGGAGGAUGCUUAUCUGACAUUUGAUGGGGCAGCUCAAGUUGCAGACAAUGGCCUCUUGAGUUUAACAGAUCAAAACAACAGGUAUGAGAUCGGUCAUGCAUUUUUCUCCGGUCCAUUUCAGUUCAAGAAUAAUGUUUCGUCUACUCCUGUUUCUUUCUCUACUACUUUCGUCGUUGCAAUAACAUCCGAAUACGGCAGUAACUUGAGUGAUCAAGGGAUGGCUUUUGUUAUUGCACCUCAGAGAGGGUUACCAGGAGCCCAAGCAAAUCAAUAUCUAGGAUUAUUCAAUGAUUCUAACAACGGAAAAUCUACAAACCAUGUUCUUGCAGUGGAGCUAGAUACUGUUUAUAAUGUAGAAUUCGAUACUGUUAGAGGUCCUCAUGUUGGAAUUGAUAUCGACCACUUGUUUUCUGUGAAUUCGACUUCCCCUGCAUACACCACCAACGGCAAGUCUAAGAAAUUAAAUAUUAUUAGCGGAGAACCGAUUCAGGUGUGGAUCGAGUACGACGGAAUAGACAAGGAACUCCGCGUUACGCUAGCUCCAAUUAAUGUAUCAAAACCAAAUGUUCCGCUCUUAUCGCUGUCCAGAGAUCUUUCAAAUCUGUUCUUAAGCAGCUCAAUGUAUGUGGGGUUUUCAGCAAGUACUCAGACUGUACUUACAUCUCAUUACAUAUUAGGAUGGAGUUUUACAAUCGACGGGAAAGCCCGGCCGCUCAAUCUCUCAGACCUUCCUCAGCUUCCUCAGCCUCUUCAGCAGCCUCCAGAGCCUCCUCAGCCUAAGAAGAAAAAGAAAAUGAAUUUGUUGUUAAUUGUUGUGCCUAUUAUAAUUGUCUUAACUGUAUUGGCGUUAUUGAUUAGCAUCUGUGUAUAUUAUAAAAGAAGAAGGAACAGAAAGCACAUGGAGGCUCCUCCAGCUGAACUGGUACCAGAGCCUAGAGAAAUGAUCAACAAUGCCAGGGAACUCAAUAACUGGCCGCGUAACUUCUCGUACAAUGAACUGAAAGAGGCUACAAAAGGAUUUAGUGAAGAGGAAGACAUUGGGCGUGGCGGAUUCGGUACUGUCUACCGAGGUGUCUUGCCCAAUUCGAAACUCCAAGUCGCAAUCAAGAAAGUCUCAUGUGAUGCAAGACAAGGCUCUAAGCAAUUUCUUGCGGAAAUUGCUAGCAUUGGCAAGCUCCGCCACCGGAACUUGGUGACACUCUUUGGCUAUUGUGUACAUGAAGGGCAGCUGCUCUUGGUCUAUGAGUUCAUGCCCAAUUUGAGCUUAGACAAGUUCCUGUAUCCGAAACGGGGUUCAUUGUCUUCAAACCUUGAUUGGAGUAAAAGAUUUCACAUUAUCGAAGGUACAGCUUCUGGUCUCUAUUACCUGCAUCAGGGGUGGGAACAAGUCGUUAUUCACCGUGAUAUCAAGUCUAGUAAUAUCUUAUUAGACGCUCAGAUGAAUGCAAGAAUAGGUGAUUUUGGUCUUGCGAAACUCUAUGACCAUGGAGCCGGCAGUGGUCCGACAUCCAGAGUGGUCGGAACACCGGGUUAUAUUGCACCAGAAAUGCCUCAAAUUGGAAUCCCAUCAACGGAGACCGACGUGUAUGCUUUUGGGGCUUUCUUGCUUGAAGUUGUCACCGGGAGGCGACCAAACUUGGUUGUGGAACGAGGUUUAGGCUUGGUUAGCUGGGUUUUGUCUUGCAUGAAAGAAAAUGCAAUUCUCAAUGCGGUGGAUCCAAGGCUGGGAGGUGAAUAUGUAGUGCAAGAGAUGGUGUUGGUGUUAAAACUUGGCUUGCUUUGUUGUCAUAACGAUCCUGCUUCAAGGCCGUCCAUGUUCAAAGUGAUGAAGUUAUUGGAUGGUGAUGCAAAUCUACGCAGCCUUGACAGGAGCGAUGAUGCACCUUCUGAUUUUGGAACUGCUGUGAGAGAAAGUCCUUCACCUCUCUCUAGCGUAAACACUGCAUCCACAUUUUCUGCUAGCGAGGCAAGUCCCUCGGGCAUCAGGGAAGUGGUUACAUAUUAAAGGACGUCCAAAUGUUAAUUUUUUUCUAUCAUUUAUAGUUGCUACUUAAUUAUGAUAAUUGAAUCAAGCUUCUAACUUCCAGAAUAUCAUGCUUCUUUAGAUUGUAGCUUCCAACUUGUAUAUUUCCAAAAUUUCUUAUGCUUCAAUUCGAAGUGAUU